AGCAAGUGGGAGAGUAAAAGAGAGAGGGAGAGAGCGACUGAAUGAGUGUGGCUUUAGAGCGAGAUUAGAGUGUGUGUGUGUCUGUGCGUGUGAGUGUGUCUGUGUGUCUAAGAGAGAGAGGGAGAGAGUGGGAGAGGCCAUUCCCAAGAGCAGGUCACUGCAGACGGACGGAAAAAAACGUAAGGUUGUUUUGGGACCCAAAGUACCAGAAAGGUGAGGGGUGUGUGUGACAUAUUGUGUGUUUGUGUGUGUGUUUGUGUGUGUGUGUGUGUGAUAGAGUACAAGGAUGACCAGGAGGUCAGUCAUUGGUGAGGGGACUGGGGUGAACAACACCCCCCAAAAUGGGGGACACCCGGGGGAUACCCCUGCCCCAAAAGAGGAGCCUGAUGCUCCCAACGGAAAGGUAGACUUGAGGAAGAAGGUGACCCUGCUUCAGGGAAUCUCCAUCAUCAUCGGGACCAUCAUCGGAGCAGGAAUCUUCAUCUCGCCCAAGGGAAUCCUGAAGAACUCUGGCAGUGUUGGAAUGUCUCUGGUGGUGUGGAUUGCCUGCGGAGUGCUGUCCCUGUUCGGGGCCCUGUCCUACGCAGAGCUGGGAACCAGCAUCCAGAAGUCUGGGGGACAUUAUACCUAUAUCCUGGAGGCCUUUGGACCACAGAUGGCCUUCAUACGCCUCUGGGCUGACCUCAUCGCAAUCAGACCUGCAGGGUUGGCAGUGAUAUCCCUGGCCUUCGGACAAUAUAUCCUGGAACCCAUAUUCAUGCCGUGUGGAGUGCCCGAGAUUGCUAUCAAACUGGCCACCUCUAUGGGAAUAACAUCAGUGAUGUAUCUCAACAGUAUGAGUACGAGCUGGACAAACAGGAUUCAGAUCUUUCUCACCUUUAGCAAGUUGCUGGCCAUCGCCAUCAUUAUUGUACCUGGCCUCUAUAUGCUCCUCAAAGGGGAGACUAAGAACUUUGAGAAUGCAUUUGAGGUCAGUAAUAUCAAGCUCACAGGUCUUCCUCUGGCCUUUUACUCUGGGAUGUACGCCUAUGCUGGGUGGUUUUAUCUGAACUUUGUGACUGAGGAAGUAGAGAAUCCAGAAAAGACUGUCCCAUUGGCCAUCUGUAUCUCAAUGGCGAUAGUCACGUUCUGCUACGUGUUGACUAACGUGGCAUACUACACUGUGAUGUCAGCAGAGGAGCUGUUGGCAUCGCAAGCCGUCGCCGUGACGUUUGCAGGGAAGAUGAUGGGGAACUUUUCGGUGGCGGUGCCGGUAUUUGUAGCCUUGUCGUGCUUUGGUUCGAUGAAUGGCUGCUUGUUCGCUUUCUCAAGAAUGUUCUACGUGGCAUCACGCGAGGGCCAUCUCCCUGAGGUUCUGUCCAUGAUCCACGUCCGCAGACACACUCCUUUGGCAGCCGUCCUCGUUCUGUACCCUAUGACGGUGUUCCAGCUGUUUGUGGGGGAUAUCUACAGUCUGUUGAACUUCAUGAGCUUCCUCCGCUGGCUCUUCAUUGGCGUGGCUGUGCUGGGCCUCAUCUACAUGAGAUACACACGCCCUGACAUGCCACGCCCUUUCAAGGUUCCUCUUUUCAUUCCAGCCGUUUUCUCCUUCACCUGUUUCUUCAUGGUGUUCCUCUCUCUCUACUCCGACCCCGUCAACACAGGGAUAGGAUUCGCCAUCUCCCUGACAGGAAUCCCAGCCUACUAUAUUUUCAUUGUGUUUGACCGCAGACCCAAGUGGCUACAGGAUGGUUUAGAUUCCUUGAACAGAUCUGUCCAGAUCAUCCUGGAGGUGAUCCCAGCGGAACACUGACACUCCUUCACACCAUAUUCCCACACCGAUGGCCUCUAUUGCAUCGUUUCAUAGAAUAAAUGAUUAUGACUCUCCCAUCCUGCUGUCCUUAUCUAGGCAGGCUUAGCCCUGCUCUGCUCUCACAUUUCACAUUACCAAUUCAAACCGCCUGAAUACUUGCUCCUCUCUCCUCACUCAAGCAUUUGAAAUGGAAUGGCCAGGUAGACAGGCAGGGACGUGAGGUUGUGGCUGUGUGUGUGGCUGUGUGUGUGUGUGUGUGUGUGUGUGUGUGUGUCUCCCUGUUUGAGAUUUGCAGGUAAUCCAUCUCUGUAACCCCUACCCUCUGGCUCCAGUCUGCAGUGGGAGCCCAGCCUCUUAGAAAUGCAACAGCUUUUAUUGUUGAUGAGAUGCGGCAGAGCCAGGGAAUCCCUGUAAGCUUGGAGUAUAACUAUCUUUGGCAGCAAUCACAGCUAGCGUUAGCCACAAUCACAGCUAUCGUUAGGAUCAGACUACACAACACACAUACAUGAAGCCUAAGGCUACCUAUAGUUAUUUCUAUAUUUUAGGAAAUGAAGACAGAUCAGUGAGUGUUAAUUGAUGUGUGUUGUAUAGUCUGAGUAAGACAAGCACUCCCUUUGCACUAUCAGAACAGUAAACUCAUACUCAAUCUACAGAUGCCUGUGAAACAUGACGUCCUUAAACACAUGACAAACAACAUUAAUGUGAUAAUGUUUUAUAUUUUAUAAAACAUGUAUGUUCAGGACAAGUGAAUGUUUUCAAAUUAUGCCCAGGAGAACCUGACAUCCGAUUUCAUAGAACAAUAAAAAAUAGAUUUUUUUCAA
This is a messenger RNA of Salvelinus fontinalis (brook trout), 2613 nucleotides long. RefSeq names its product cystine/glutamate transporter-like. Gene Ontology annotation, molecular function: L-amino acid transmembrane transporter activity. The transcript has 13 exons. Gene Ontology annotation, cellular component: membrane. The coding region runs from base 287 to 1792 and encodes 501 amino acids. NCBI's taxonomy places the organism in Eukaryota, Metazoa, Chordata, Actinopteri, Salmoniformes, Salmonidae. The record is from RefSeq and is a predicted model, not a curated record. Gene Ontology annotation, biological process: amino acid transmembrane transport.